AUGGCUGUGCACAAGGAUGUCCGCACCCCGAGCCGAGCUCUGUUUGACCGGAGGACAAGCAGAGGAAAGGCGAACAGGGGUGAUGACAUGGCUCCUGAGCAAGAGCUGAAAAGCAAGAAACGUAAAGCCACCUCUGAAGAUAAGUUCACCAUGCCUCCCAGAGUGUCACCCCGCUUCGUUGAACUUAAUGGAAUAAGAUCAGAUCAGAGUAACGAAGAACUAUCAUUUGGGUACCAAGUUCCACUUCAGGCCAGGAAAAUUUCUUAUAACUUCAAAACGGCAAGGGAUGCACCAUUGUCUUCAGGUCUGUGUUCGGCCUUCAAUGAUUUCGGUGCAGCAUGUCUAGACCAUCAACGGCAAUUUGAGCUCCUUAGUGAAGUAGGGGCUGGGCGCCGCCGUGAGGAUGCUAUCACCCAUGCACGCAGUGAUGGCAUGGUGGCCGAAGAAGGCCGUCUUCUGGGGAGCCGCGCGCUGGCCGCCAUCUCCACCCGCGGCCACACCAACAAGACAGUAAUAUGCAGAGAAGGUAAUCCUUUAAGCUCCAAGGAAAUAGCUGAAUGUCACUACCAAAUUAAAUUACCUUUGUACAGAAAAUACGUGGAGUUAUGUGAUCUGCAAAUCCUUUUAUCACUCAUUAAAAUUUUGCAAGUUCUUGCCAUACCCGAAGCUUCCAUUAUCGCUGACUUCGCCGGAAUGCCUGCACCCAUGUUCCAGGUGCCAAUAAUGAAUCCUGUGUUUAGUUGCACCAAUACAAGGUGUGGAGAGUUUGGGUUCGGAAGGUCUGCAGGAGGUGCCUUUGAGAACUUGAUCAGCUACUCGAGCUUCAUUGUCAGCGAAGUCUCCACUGGGUUGCCCAGAUCUGUCCUGAAUUGCUUCAUUGAUGACAAUUUGGAGAAGGCUCCGCUGACACUUACAAAGGAUGUUUUCCUUUGUUGGAAAGACGAGGAUACGCUGGAGAUAGACAUGGGGUGCCUAUGCUGGUUUGCCUACAAUAAUUAUCAGAAGUGGUGGUUGUGCGGUGGAGGUGGGGCUUCGUCCUUCAGGCAAAUUGUGCAACAUGGAUCUGGUCUGAUCCAGACAGAUCUGGCGCUGGCAGCCCGUCCGGCGGCGAGGGCUGAGGCCAACAGGGGCCGUGUGCGGCCGGCGCUGGCAUGGAUCGGGUGGUCUGGGUACAAGGUGGCGGCCCUGGUAGUGGGAGGCGCGUUGAUCUUGGGCGGAUUUGCGCGGCUCAGGAGCGGGAGAGCAGGUAAGGCUGCUCGGGCGGCAUGGAUGCGGGUGGUUGGCGGAGCGGGGAUGAUGGCGGCUAUCAGUGGUCCUGCCCUUCUUGGAGGCACCAUUUUGGAGUCCCCGCUCCGGCGUUGGCUGCCUCACCUCUCCUUGGUGGAUCACUCAUGUGGUGGUCCGUCGGCUAGAAGCGGUUAUUCUUUGCUCAUUCGUAGUGUGCUUGGUAGUCGCUGGGGUGGUUUGUCGGCACCUUUGUAUCUUGCUUUGGCUAUUGAUCCAGGGACUAGCACAAUGAGCACAGAGACAUUGAAUCUUAUCAGGUUUGGGUCAUUACAUCUCUUCAUCACAAAUGUUUUAGAUAGAACACCGGUUUACAUGAAGAGGGAGAAUGCCGACAGCUGGAAUUCUGGACUAGAAAGGAGCAAAUCUGAGAUACAUAUUCUGCACAACUCCAAAUAUCCUGAAACUUUUUGA
Messenger RNA from Triticum turgidum subsp. durum (durum wheat), 1698 nucleotides. The record is from the annotation of a GenBank genome assembly. NCBI's taxonomy places the organism in Eukaryota, Viridiplantae, Streptophyta, Magnoliopsida, Poales, Poaceae.